This is a messenger RNA of Peromyscus maniculatus bairdii (prairie deer mouse), 822 nucleotides long. Lineage: Eukaryota; Metazoa; Chordata; Mammalia; Rodentia; Cricetidae. The record is from RefSeq and is a predicted model, not a curated record.
GGGACUGGUCCUGACUUCUGGCUCCCAGAGAGGAGCAGCUGGAACAUGGGCCCUCCCUCUGCAGGGGGCCCAUGAAUGGUGGGCCCAGAAUCGAGGCCUAGGCCAGGGUCAGCCCUGCCCCAUCUCCUCCCCCAGGCCUGGUCUCCUCACAGGACGCCCCCUCCCCGCUCUUCCUGCCGGGCUUCCUCUUGCCUUUUCCUGUCCCCCACCCAGUGCUGGGAGCCCGGGCAGAGGAAAACACUUUUCAGAGGGAUUGGGACUUAACGGAGGCCAACGGCACCGGGGCCUCCGGGUGCUACAGGACCCGAAGCAGGGGCCAUGCUAUCUGGUGAACGAAAGGAGGGCGGAAGCCCCCGCUUUGGGAAACUCCAUCUCCCAGUGGGCCUGUGGAUCAACUCCCCAAGAAAGCAGCUGGCCAAACUGGGGCGGCGCUGGCCCAGCGCUGCCUCUGUCAAGUCGUCGUCCUCCGACACGGGGAGCCGCAGCAGCGAGCCGCUGCCGCCGCCGCCGCCGCCACCGCCACCGCUGCCCGGAGGGAUCAGCUGGUGGUUCUCCAGCUGCACUGGGGCCAUGGCGGCGCACAGACCUGUGGCGCGCGCGGCCGGGCUGGGCGCGGCGCUUCGAGUUGCGCGGCCGCGAGGAGGCACGCCGGCUGGAGCAAGAGGCCUUCGGGGCUGCGGACCCGGACGGCACCAACGCCCCAUCUUGGCGGACACAGAAGAAUCGGUCUCGGGCAGCAUCUGGUGGGGCGGCUCUGGCCAGUCCAGGUCCAGCGUCAGGAUCGGGGACCCCCACUGGGUCUGGGGGCAAGGAGCGGUCUGA